AUGGCAAAUACAAGAGCAAAGAAAAUUACAAAACACUCAAAGAAAUUCGAAAGAACACAAACAGGAUGUCUUCAAUGCAGACAGAAAAAGUGGGUAUUAAUUCAAAACUUGAGAAUCAUCAAGACACUAACUAAUAUCUUUGAAAGGAAGAAGUGUGAUGGUAAAAGACCAAGUUGUGAAAGUUGUAUCAAGAGAGGCAUUAGCUGUUAUUUCCCUGCAAACAUAAGAAUUUUCCAGUAUCAAAAGAAGCAGAAUAAAGAAUUUGUCUCAGAACCAACUCCAAAGAGCCUUGCAAAAAGUGAUGCUGAUUCCAAGAUCGAGCCAAUAAAUUUCAAACAAGUUAAAUUGGAACAUCCAACCUGUAAUACUGAACAAGACAAAAGACGUCCAAGUGUUGAUGAUGAACUGAAGGAGAACUUACUGUCACUUUCGGACAAAAUUGAACAAAUACUAGAAGUAAAAGAAGAACCAGACAUUGAAUCAAUUCAACUACAAUCAAGAUCGGACUCAAUAGCUUCAUUGAUUUCAGAUUCAGAUAAUGAUUCUAUAAUUUCAAUGAAUCAACCUAGAACCCCACCAUCAACAUCAACUUAUGAAAUAAGUGAGUCACAAAGAGCUACUAAUUUAAUCCAUGAAGGUGGUUCGAUUAAUAAAAUCUUGAAUCAAAUGACUAUUGAUUUGAUCAAAAAAUCGAUAAACAACUUGCAAUAUAUUGAUUUCGAGAAAAAAAGAGAUCUCAGCAUACUUCAAGCUCAAGACAUACUAGAAGAAGAACAAUACAAUAAAUCACUAGGAUACAUUGAUGAAGUUAUGCCUGAUGAAUUGAUAUUUCAUCCAGAUGAGUAUUUGAGUUUUGAUUAG
Messenger RNA from Hansenula anomala, 861 nucleotides. Its product is annotated as Zn(II)2Cys6 transcription factor domain-containing protein. NCBI's taxonomy places the organism in Eukaryota, Fungi, Ascomycota, Saccharomycetes, Phaffomycetales, Wickerhamomycetaceae. The transcript has a single exon. The record is from RefSeq and is a predicted model, not a curated record. Gene Ontology annotation, molecular function: DNA-binding transcription factor activity, RNA polymerase II-specific; zinc ion binding. Gene Ontology annotation, biological process: regulation of DNA-templated transcription. The coding region runs from base 1 to 861 and encodes 286 amino acids.